Messenger RNA from Arachis ipaensis, 2572 nucleotides. RefSeq names its product DEAD-box ATP-dependent RNA helicase 17. NCBI's taxonomy places the organism in Eukaryota, Viridiplantae, Streptophyta, Magnoliopsida, Fabales, Fabaceae. The record is from RefSeq and is a predicted model, not a curated record. Gene Ontology annotation, molecular function: RNA helicase activity; ATP binding; nucleic acid binding.
UUGUUACCACUGCUGUUCCUAGGGCACGUUGCUGCUGCUGUUGGGUUUGUCGCAGGGAGGAAUCCGAGCAAGGAAAGGAAGAAGGUGGCGAUGGAGACCUCCGCUGCUGAUUGAUUGUAGUGAGAGACGUUGUAGCCACCACUUUUCAUUUUGGAUUACAUUGAAAUUGUCGCUGAUGCUGUGAAUUCAGAAUAAGCGGGCUUAUCGUGGUUAAUUCGUGCCAGCUAAUCGAGAGUUGAGAAUUUGAAAGAAAAGAAAUGGGGAUAAAGAAGAGCGAAAAAGGCAGCAAGAAAGUGAUGGAAAAUAAGAAGAAUGAGAAGAAAGAUGUUGGCAGUGCUGCCAGCAAUGCAACCAUAGGAAAUGACAGCGUUUUUGCUUCUUGCUCCUUCUCUAGCCUUGGUCUUCACCCUUCCUUGUGCGAUGAACUGCGUGAAAAAUUGGGAUUCGAGGUUCCAACUCUGGUGCAAGCUCAAGCCAUUCCUGUUAUUCUCGCUGGCCGUCAUGCACUUAUUAAUGCUGCCACAGGCACAGGGAAGACAGUUGCCUACUUAGCUCCACUUAUUCAUCACUUGCAGAAUUAUGAUACUCGCACACAACGCUCUGAUGGAACAUUUGCGUUGGUUCUUGUACCGACGCGUGAGCUUUGUCUGCAGGUUUAUGAAAUUCUUCAAAAGCUAUUGCAUCGAUUCCAUUGGAUUGUUCCCGGGUAUGUUAUGGGUGGUGAAAAUAGAUCAAAGGAGAAAGCUAGGCUACGCAAAGGCAUAUCAAUUCUUAUAGCAACACCUGGGCGCCUUUUAGAUCAUUUGAAGAAUACAUCAUCAUUCUUGUACACAAAAUUGCGCUGGAUAAUUUUUGAUGAAGCUGAUAGGAUUUUGGAAUUAGGAUUUGGACAAGAUAUACAGGAAAUACUACAUCUUUUGGGUUCAAGGAAAGCAGCAAAUGAUAACAAGGAGAGUACAGUUCCAAGAAACUCUGAAUUUCAAAGGCAGAAUUUGCUUUUUUCUGCCACCUUAAAUGAGAAAGUGAACCAUCUUGCUAAAAUAAGUUUACACAAUCCAGUGAUGAUUGGUCUUGAGGGUAAAACAAGAAAACCAGUAUCAACAAUUGAAAGCAUUGAUCCUUCAGAGUCUGAUGAAGAAGACGAAGUCAAGUAUUCCAGUAAAAUAGCAACAGCUGUAGAUUAUAAAAUCCCCACACAGUUAAUUCAGAGAUACGUGAAAGUGCCUUGUGGUUCUCGGCUUGCUGUUCUUCUUUCAAUUCUAAAGCAUCUUUUUGAAAGAGACACUUCACAAAAGGUUGUGGUAUUUUUUUCGACAUGUGAUGCGGUAGACUUUCACUAUUCGCUACUAAGUGAGUUCCAUUUCUCGACUGAUCCUCAAACAAAAGAAAGGGUCAUACAGAUGUUUCUUGGAUGCCAAACUUUUCGAUUGCAUGGUAAUAUGGAACAUGAAGACCGGAGAUCUACUUUUCAGGCUUUUAAAACUGAGAAAUCUGCUUUGCUUUUGUCCACUGAUGUUUCUGCUAGAGGCUUGGAUUUUCCUAAGGUUCGAUGCAUCAUACAGUAUGAUUCUCCUGGGGAAGCUACUGAAUAUGUGCACAGAGUUGGUAGAACUGCUCGUCUGGGUGAAAGGGGAGAGUCCUUGUUAUUUCUGCAACCAGUUGAAAUAGAUUAUUUACAGGACUUGGAGAAACAUGGUGUUUCACUAGCAGAGUAUCCUCUUCUCAAAGUGUUGGAUAAUUUUACAUUACACGGACAGAACAAACAAGUAAAGAAGUCUGUUUUCAUCGACUUGCAUCCUUGGGUCCUUUGUCUCCAGAAGGCACUUGAAUCAUUCAUCAUUUCCAAGCCCAAGAUGGAUGAACUUGCUAGGAAGGGAUUUUGCUCUUGGGUCCGUGCUUACACAGCACAUCGUGGUGAGCUGAAAACAAUAUUUAUGAUCAAGAAACUUCACUUGGGGCACGUGGCCAAAAGCUUUGCGUUGAAACAACAACCGUCCUUAGUUGGACAAUCCUUCCAAAAGCAAAAUAAGAAGAGAAAGAGAUUUGAGAAGAAAAGUGGGCUAUCGAAAAAGAGAAAAGUUGCUAGAGUGACUUAAUGCAAACCAUGACAAUGGCUGAUGAUGCAGUUUUGAUGAAGCAAAUGAUAAUGAAAAUGACAACUAUGGAUGGAUACCGACAUACUGUGUCAUGCGAAUUUGGAUCAUUAUCCCCUAAAGCCAUAGGAUUCGAUACAAAGCUGACACCAAGUGAUCCGAGAUAAAGUAUCGUAAAGAGUCCUUCCUCCAUUGGGGCACUGUUCUGUUGUCGACAUGAGCUGAACAAAGCUUUAUAUGCUUGAUGCUUGGUACUUCCGUUGUGUAUCAUUUAACUUGUACUAUAUAAAAUACGGUAAUUAUGUAAUUCAACUCAUAGUAUUGUAGGAAAGUUUGAAAGGUGAUGAAAUGUAUUCUUUUAUUGGAUCAAUUUGGGAUAAAUUCCAAGAACUCAACAAGAAUGAGACUGAUCAUGUGGAGUACAAACUGCUUUUUGGAAAUGUAAGAUAUAUAGGAUUAAGUACUAUUUUGGUCUCUAA